GGGCAGCGGCCUCAGGGCCUGCAGGGCCUCCAGCGCCAUGCCUCUCCGGUGCCUGCUGCUGAACGGCCGCCUGCAGCCCGCUCUGCUCCGCUCGGGCGCGCUCGCGUCCGCGCAGAGCCGAAGCAGCCAAGGAAGCCGAAGAGCCCUGGCCUGGAGCGCGCGGUCUGGGCCUGGAGCGCGCGCUGACGCUGCGACCGUCUCUGUCCCCAAGAGGGCUCGAGCGGAGGAUGGCACUUCUCUGCGUUUCGUGCGGCUCUCAGAGCACGCCACGGCGCCCACCCGCGGGUCCACGCGCGCUGCAGGCUACGACCUGUACAGUGCCUAUGAUUAUACAAUAUCACCCAUGGAGAAAGCCAUUGUGAAGACGGACAUUCAGAUAGCUGUUCCUUCUGGGUGCUAUGGAAGAGUAGCUCCACGCUCUGGCUUGACUGUAAAGCACUUCAUAGAUGUAGGAGCUGGUGUCAUAGACGAAGAUUAUAGAGGAAAUGUUGGUGUUGUGCUGUUUAAUUUUGGAAAAGAGAAGUUUGAAGUGAAAAAAGGUGAUCGGAUUGCGCAGCUCAUUUGUGAGCGGAUUUCUUACCCAGACUUAGAGGAAGUGCAGACACUGGAUGACACUGAGAGAGGCUCAGGAGGCUUCGGCUCCACAGGAAAGAAUUAAAGCUUUGCUUGAAGUAUUUUGCUGUUUCAACACUGUAAACAGGAGCUUUAACUUUGGAAGCAUUUCGUGUUCUAGGAUGCAGGAAAGGAGACCUGUCACAUUGGAACUACUGUGGUUGAUGGUCCCCUGUAAGUCUACAUCAUGAGGAUGGCACUGAUGUACAGACUUACUAAAACCAAGGGUACAAUCAGAUUUUUUUGUUGUUGUAUUAUUUAAAGUAUCGCCCUCCAAGAACUGGUUUUGCUCUAAUUGCUGUAUCAUUUGUAAUUUUUUUUUUAAUCCAAUAAAGUUGAAACCUUUAGCAGAUAAUGAUUUUACACUGGAA
Messenger RNA from Arvicanthis niloticus (Nile rat), 983 nucleotides. It is a transcript of the gene Dut, whose product is annotated as deoxyuridine triphosphatase. Gene Ontology annotation, molecular function: dUTP diphosphatase activity; magnesium ion binding. The record is from RefSeq and is a predicted model, not a curated record. Gene Ontology annotation, biological process: dUTP catabolic process; dUMP biosynthetic process. Lineage: Eukaryota; Metazoa; Chordata; Mammalia; Rodentia; Muridae.